GAGAAACAUCGUCUCUUCCUGUCGGGAACAUGGCGGCCUCAGGAGCCGGCUCUCCGGCUCGGCUGGUCCAGUACGUCGUGGUCCGCUCGGACCUGGUCCACGCGCUGUCCUGGCCCCUGGGGGCCGUGAUCACUCAGGCGUGUCACGCCGCCACCGCCGCGCUGCACGUGUUCCGCUCGGACCCGGACACGGCCCGGUACCUGGAGGAGCUGGACUCCAUGCACAAGGUGGUGCUGGGGGUUCCAGACGAGGCCGCCCUCACAGCUCUCUCACAGACCCUGACUGAGGCCGGUGUUUCCCACAAGCUGUGGAUGGAGCAGCCGGAGAACAUCCCCACGUGUCUGGCCCUGAAGCCGUAUCCCAAAGAGACGGUGCAGCCGCUGCUGCGCAAGUUCAAGCUCUUCAAGUGACGUGGUCCUCGUUAAGACUCUUCCUCUCACCAGAGGCCUCAGAGCCUCCUCUUCAUCAAACCUGUUUACAAAGUGACCUGAGAGCCUCACAUGGUUCCUCAGCAUGAGAACAGCUGUUAUCCACAAGAUAAAAGAAUGAUAACUGUGUGUCUGUUGUAGCUUAUUGUGAUCACGAUUUAUUAUUAAUGUGCCACAGCGAUUUAAUAAAUUGUAUUGAUACAUAUGUCACACACACAACUACCAUCUAAUAAAGUUUGCCUUAGUUUUUUGUGCUGUGGUAUGAAAGCAAUCAAAGUUGUGGUCUUGUUAUUUACGCUGGCAGAGUGAAAAUAAACAGAAAGCGUUAACUCAG
Messenger RNA from Platichthys flesus (European flounder), 762 nucleotides. It is a transcript of the gene ptrhd1, whose product is annotated as peptidyl-tRNA hydrolase domain containing 1. Lineage: Eukaryota; Metazoa; Chordata; Actinopteri; Pleuronectiformes; Pleuronectidae. The coding region runs from base 30 to 410 and encodes 126 amino acids. The record is from RefSeq and is a predicted model, not a curated record. The transcript has 2 exons. Gene Ontology annotation, molecular function: peptidyl-tRNA hydrolase activity.